AGCGUCGCCCAGCGACUGCGCGUGGUCCAGGCCCACACAAGACCACGAGGACAAUCUCUCGCGUUGAUACGCGCGCGCGCACUGGCUUCGUCCACGCCUAACCGCAGCUUGCAGGGCAAAUCACCUCCACUGGGCGCAUCGGAGCGCGGCGUCGACGGCGGCGCGCGGCGUUCGAGAAAUCGCGCAGAGACGCCAAAGCACUCGAACUCGUCGCCUUCGUGCAAUCAGGCGUCCACGUCGUUGGAUCGGAGGCUGCCCCCUGCUUGGUACCAGGGGCGCGACGUUCGCGCCCUGCGCGGUGCCCUCGACGCCGUCGACGUGUGCGUGUCGCCCCGCAUCGGCGCGCGCCAGGUCGACGUCCUGGCCGACCGGGGCGUCCGCUUCGUCUUCGCGCAGCCGGGCGCCGACGGGGAGGCCGUCCUCGCGGCCUGCCGGCGCCGCGGCGUCGUCGUCCAGCGGGGGUGCGUGCUGGUGGACGAGUGGCCGCCUAGGAACUAAUUGUGGACGACUAU
Molecule: messenger RNA, 512 nt
Organism: Pelagomonas calceolata
Lineage: Eukaryota; Pelagophyceae; Pelagomonadales; Pelagomonadaceae
Source: the annotation of a GenBank genome assembly